This is a messenger RNA of Rhizophagus irregularis DAOM 181602=DAOM 197198, 156 nucleotides long. The record is from RefSeq and is a predicted model, not a curated record. Lineage: Eukaryota; Fungi; Glomeromycota; Glomeromycetes; Glomerales; Glomeraceae.
AUGUCUUCCAAAACUACAAAUCAGCCAAAGCCAUGGAGACGAUACCAUUGUGAACAUUGUGAAAUGAUGCAACUACACGAUCCGUCAUGUAUACAUCCAGCAGCAGCAGCAACGACAAUGCCGGCAGUAGCAUCAUCAGCAUCAGAAGCGGCAUAA